UCAGCUUCGGACUCACUCAGACCGGCAUGAAGACGUUCAUCCUUGCUGCCCUGGCCCUGGUGGCCGCCGCCGACCGGCCCCAGCCGACAUACCACCCGGCCCCGGCCUACAGGCCUCAGCCCAGCUACGCCCCGGCUCCUUCCCACGGACACAGCGGCUACAAACCCAUCGCCAUCCUCGAACAGGAGGACGUUCACCCCGGAGAUGGCACCUACAGUUCUCACUUCAGUACUGAGAACGGCAUCUACAGGUCCGAGAGUGGUGUCCCUCUGCCCGGCUACGGCAAGAACCAGUACGGACAGGAGGAGGGCAGCUACAAGCAGGAGGGCUCCUGGAGCUACACUGACGGCUACGGCAACCCCGUCAAGGUCACCUUUGUCGCCGACGAGAACGGCUACCAGCCAUCCAGUGACGUGCUGCCGACCCCGGUGCCCACCGAGUACCCGACCCCCGAGGUCAGCUACGACAACAGCUACCAGCAGCCUCAGCCCGCCUACGGCAAAUACUAAGUCAGCGACGAGUGCUUGGGGUACAUGAGUGCAUUCUUCUGUGAUUAAUAUUUUGGUGCGCUUGCGUCAGCUAUUUAUUUGUGAGGCACAGCUGAUUUCCUGAUGUGAAAGAACAAACAAUAAACACCUGAAAAACAACAAUGGCUCAUUUUCAAACGCAUAAUACAAAAUGAGG
Pollicipes pollicipes is the source of this 684-nucleotide messenger RNA. RefSeq names its product cuticle protein AM1274. Bases 27 to 509 code for a protein of 160 amino acids. The record is from RefSeq and is a predicted model, not a curated record. NCBI's taxonomy places the organism in Eukaryota, Metazoa, Arthropoda, Thecostraca, Pollicipedomorpha, Pollicipedidae. Gene Ontology annotation, cellular component: chitin-based extracellular matrix. Gene Ontology annotation, molecular function: structural constituent of chitin-based larval cuticle. The transcript has 3 exons.